AUCUCCACCCCUGUCCUAAGCAUUGUCAAGGGCAAGAAGAGCUCUUUCACUGGCCCCAAGUAUUGGGAUACAUUACCCUGCACAUUUCCUUCCAGGAAACCAAGACUUUGUUCUGGGGGUAGGGGUGGGGCGCCGUUUUUAUAUAGUGGGAAACUAAGCAGCGGCUUUAAGACAAGCAUGGGUUUGGGGCUGGUGUUUUGGGUCACACGUGACAGCAGUGGUCUCCCUGGCGCUUGCUGAUGAUGUCUCCGUGGCGCUCCAAGGAGGGAUUGGCCAAAGCCGGUCUCUAAGCAAUGAGCGCAGCACCCUCCCAGAAGCAAGGCGGAAGCGCGCCGAACGCGGUGGGGCGGAGGCGGGAGAAGCGAGACGCGCGAUGAGUGGUCUCGGCCGGCUCUUCGGGAGGGGUGAGCCCGAGCGAGACUGGUCACCGGGAGGGAAGAAGGAGAAGGGGCCAACCCCUGAAGAGGCAAUACAGAAACUGAAGGAGACAGAGAAAAUAUUGAUCAAGAAACAGGAGUUUCUGGAGCAGAAGAUUCAACAGGAGCUACAAACCGCCAAGAAGCAUGGGACCAAGAAUAAGAGAGCCGCCCUACAGGCUUUGCGGAGAAAGAAGAGGUUGGAACGGCAGCUGGCACAAACCGACGGGACGUUAUCCACCCUGGAGUUUCAGCGUGAAGCCAUUGAGAAUGCCACCACCAAUGCAGAAGUGCUUCGUACCAUGGAGAUUGCUGCCCAAGGCAUGAAGAAGGCCUACCAGGACAUGGACAUUGACAAGGUGGAUGAACUGAUGGCUGACAUCACAGAACAACAGGAGGUGGCCCAGCAGAUCUCAGAUGCCAUUUCUCGGCCCAUGGGCUUUGGAGAUGAUGUGGAUGAGGAUGAACUGUUGGAGGAACUAGAGGAGCUCGAGCAGGAGGAAUUGGCCCAAGAAUUGUUACAAGUGGGCGAAAAGGCAGAGGAACCCCCAAUCAAACUUCCCAGUGUACCCUCUACACAUCUGCCUGCAGAGCCAGCUCCCAAAGCAGAUGAAGAUGAAGAAGAACUAAAGCAGUUGGCUGAAUGGGUGUCCUGAUGAGUCUGGGCUUGUCUACCCAAUGCUGCCUACGUUGUUCUCUUUUCCUUAAGUGCCAAGUGCUGAGCUAAAGGAACCUAGCCUUGUUGGGAGGUCCUGCUGAGGGUGGCAGUAUGACCCUGUGUGAGAAAAGGGUCUGUUGCCCUCCCAUCCCUGGCUCAACUCUGAAGAAGGAUCUCGGUGUGGGAGGAGCCCCUGGGCUCCCUUCGAUAGCAGUUACAGUGCCCUUGUUCCCAAUAAAAUGGGGCAGAUGGAAUCCUAGUGCUAAUACUGCCUUGUCUAAACCUGAAA
Messenger RNA from Sus scrofa (pig), 1363 nucleotides. It is a transcript of the gene CHMP4A, whose product is annotated as charged multivesicular body protein 4A. NCBI's taxonomy places the organism in Eukaryota, Metazoa, Chordata, Mammalia, Artiodactyla, Suidae. Gene Ontology annotation, biological process: late endosome to vacuole transport via multivesicular body sorting pathway; vesicle budding from membrane. Gene Ontology annotation, cellular component: cytoplasmic side of plasma membrane; multivesicular body; ESCRT III complex. The record is from RefSeq and is a predicted model, not a curated record.